ACAGAAGACGCUGGUCGUUCUCUUCGGAUCUUACUUUCAACGAUUUCCCGUUUUUGUUACCGACUCACCGGAAAACAGCUUCCGGUUCUCCCUGUGAGCGGUGAGACGCGUCAGGAGGCGGUAAUUUGUUUCCUUCUGCUACAUUGACUGACUGUGCUGAGAAUGUCCCGAGCCUCCUCCUAUUUCUCCCCUUCCUCCCUCCUGCUGCCUCUCCUCCUCCUCCUCCUCCUCCUCCUCGCGUGUGCGGCAGGAGCGGCAGAUGACGCGGCCUGCAGCGACGCGUUCUGCUCCGGUCAGCAGAACUUCGUGCUGGACACGCAGGACGCUGUGAGGGAGGGAGCGGCUCUACUGGCCUCCGAGCGUGUGAGCUCCCCGGAAGACUGUCAGCACGCAUGCAGCAACAAUCCGCUCUGCAACCUGGCGCUGCUGGGGCCGCGCGGCACCGGAGCGGCAACAGCGGAAAAAACAAUUUGUGUCACUUUCAACUGCGUCUACAGAAACCGCUUCGUGUGCAGGUUCGUGAACCAGGCCGGGUACCAGACCUUCAUCAGACAGGAAGUGUACCAGAAACACCUGCAGGGGCCGCAGGUACCAGGUGAAAGCAGAAGUGGAGCAGGUGAUUCUGCACUGGCAGGUGAUCUGGCUCCGCCCAUUGCCAUUGCAGGUCGUGAUGUCAUCGUGAAGCCCGGAGAAACUGUGACACUCAACGGGAUCGAGAGCCUGGCCCUUGGCGACGCCCACAUCGAGCACUACCGCUGGACUCAAGAGAGCGGAGAGGCCGACGUCAAGAUGGAGAAGACAGAUCUACCUGACCAGGUGAGACUCUCCAACCUGCAGCCGGGCUCCUACACCUUCCAGCUGACCGUCAUAGACUCCAACAGCCAAUCACACGACACCAAAGUCAAAGUGCUCGUCCUCAGCCCGGAGCUGACCAGCCUGUACUGUCUGGCUCCGCAGAAGGUCGGUCCGUGUCGUGCUAUGUUUCGUCGUUGGCGUUAUGACGCUGCAUCAGGUGAAUGUAACGAGUUCAUUUUUGGAGGCUGUAAACAAAACAACAACAACUUCCUGUCCAAGGACGAGUGUUUGUCUGCCUGCAGCGGGGUCAAAGCAUUCGAGAGGAGCGGCGCCCUACCUGCUGCUGAGAAGUGUGGUGAGACGUGUGGGCCUCGACAGCUGACCUGCAGCAGUGGCUGCUGUGUGGACAGAAACCUGGAGUGUGACGGCGUGACGCACUGCACUGACCAAUCAGACGAGAAACAUUGCAGCAAACUGAAUCAGACCUUCACCCGCCUGCUGGAUAUCAACGUGAACCAGAGGAAUGCUCGGUGCUCAGAGCCCCCCUUAACUGGCCCAUGUCGGGCGAGUCACACCCGCUGGUACUACUUCCCUCUCGACAGGAAGUGCUACCGCUUCACCUACGGCGGCUGCGAAGGAAACGAAAACAACUUUGAAGAGGAAGACAAGUGCAGCGAGACCUGCAGCGGAGUGUCCGAGCGCAGUGUGUUUUUUAGAGGGAUGUUUGAGCGGUAUGAGAAAAGAGACGAAGAAGAAAGUGACUCAGGAAACAUAGCGCUGGCAGUCCUGCUGUCGGUGGCCAUCUUGGCUCUGCUGGCAGUCAUCACCUACUGUUUCCUCAAGAACCGUAAAGAGCGCUCCCACAGGCCCGUCAGCACAGGCCCCGCCCACGUGGCGCUGUCAGAGCAGGACACGCUGGUCUACAACAGCACCACCAAACCUGUAUGACGUCAUCACCACCACAUCUCACUGCCAUCACCAUGGAGACCUGUACCAGCUGCGGCCUGUUUAGAUUUCAAACAAACUUUAUUCAAACCUGCUGCGUGCAAAGGUUGUUUUAACGUUUUUUUACAGUGUGCUGGGUGUGAUGUAAUAUAUUAAAGAUUCCUGUUUUUUACAGUGUGCUGGGUUUGAUGUAAUAUAUUAAUGAUUGCUGUUUUUUAGUGUUCUGGGUUUGAUGUAAUAUAUUAAUGAUUGCUGUUUUUUACAGUGUGCUGGGUUUGAUGUAAUAUAUUAAUGAUUGCUGUUUUUUAGUGUUCUGGGUUUGAUGUAAUAUAUUAAUGAUUGCUGUUUUUUACAGUGUGCUGGGUUUGAUGUAAUAUAUUCGUAAUGUCUGCGUUUGGGUCUCACGUUUGUUGGUUUGUUUUUGUUUAGUGUGAUGUUUCUAAAUAUGAACUGAAUCCUCUCAGGGAGUUAUUUUCAUUUUUAAGAUAAAUAAAUAAACUGUCAUUUUAAACAUGUUUAAAAAAAUAAAAAAUUCUAUAAGUUCUUCA
This is a messenger RNA of Labrus mixtus (cuckoo wrasse), 2288 nucleotides long. Its product is annotated as kunitz-type protease inhibitor 1-like. The record is from RefSeq and is a predicted model, not a curated record. NCBI's taxonomy places the organism in Eukaryota, Metazoa, Chordata, Actinopteri, Labriformes, Labridae. Gene Ontology annotation, molecular function: protein binding; serine-type endopeptidase inhibitor activity. Bases 163 to 1743 code for a protein of 526 amino acids. The transcript is spliced from 10 exons.